Molecule: messenger RNA, 2388 nt
Organism: Cladophialophora yegresii CBS 114405
Lineage: Eukaryota; Fungi; Ascomycota; Eurotiomycetes; Chaetothyriales; Herpotrichiellaceae
Exons: 1
Coding region: 1-2388 (795 amino acids)
Cellular component (GO): fungal-type vacuole membrane; vacuolar transporter chaperone complex
Source: RefSeq, a predicted model, not a curated record
AUGCGUUUCGGAAAGACCCUCUCAGACUCCAUCUACCCUCCGUGGAAAGACAAGUACCUCGAGUACGACAAGAUCAAGAAACUCCUACGCGAAGACGAAACAUCUCCUCAAGGUCGCGGCGGAGAGGGCGGCUGGACGGAACAAGAUGAAGAGAAUUUCGUCCACGAGCUCACCGUAGUUCAGUUGGAGAAAGUGCACCAGCAUCAAGUCACCAUAUUCAACUCGUUGCGAGACCGAACCGCCGCCUGCGAAGCCAAGCUCCCCUCCCCUGAAGGCGAAGAUGCAGGAAAAGCGGACCAGGAAUACAAAGACGUGGCCAAGGAGCUGAUGCCAGAGCUCGACAGCAUCUCGAAAGAGCUCAAUGGACUUAGGAAGUUCAGCAGAAUCAAUUACACCGGCUUCCUCAAGGCGGCCAAGAAACAUGACAGGAAGAGAGGUCUCAAGUACAGAGUGAGGCCGAUACUGCAGGUCCGUCUGGCUCAGAUGCCUUUCAACCAAGAGGAUUACUCGCCUCUCCUCUUCCGCUUGUCAACAAUGUACAGUUGGGCUCGCCAGACGCUUGAAGGAGAAGAAGCUGGAAAGGAGGCGGAAACAGACAUCAGACCAACGGAUGAGUACAAGGCUUUCAAAUACUGGGUUCAUGUCGACAAUUUGCUGGAAGUCAAGACCUAUCUGCUACGUCGCCUCCCCGUCUUGGUCUAUAAUCCACAGUCUGUCAAAGUGGUUGAUUCGUCUCAAAGGGAUCCGACGAUAACAUCCAUCUACUUUGAUAACAACAACUUCGACCUCUACCAGGGCAAAGUGGAGAAAGGCACUGCAGGUGCUUCUCUCCGCAUUAGGUGGACAGGCCAGCUUAAUGACGAGCCGGAGGUUGUCCUAGAGAAGAAGUUUGUUGACGAAGCAACCGACAGCAGCGAUAUCAGAAUUCAACUCAAGCCAAAGUAUAUUCUCCCAUUCCUCAAGGGCGAAUACAAGAUGGAAAAACAGGUCAAGAGACUUGAGGAAAUGCUCGGAUCUGAGCAUGACGAUGUCAAGGCAUUCAAGGCCAACAUCGGCGAGAUUCAGUCCUUUAUUCAGGAGAAGAAUCUCGAACCAGUCCUUCGCGCAAGUUAUACCCGCACGGCAUUCCAAAUCCCUGGCGAUGACAGGAUUCGGGUAUCCCUCGAUACCGACUUGUCAUUGAUUCGCGAGGAUGCCCUUGAUCCCGACCGCCCGUGCCGUGAACCUGACGACUGGCACCGUUCCGAUAUUGAUCAGCAGAGGAUGGAGUAUCCGUUCUCCGCGAUCAAGAAGGGGGAAAUCAGCCGAUUUCCGCAUGCUGUGCUUGAGAUCAAGAUCAAAGAGUCCAACUAUACUAAGAACAACACCUGGCUCAACGACCUUAUGAACUCGCACCUGGUCAAGGAGGAGAAGAGGUUCUCCAAGUUUGUGCAUGGUGUGGCUGAACUAUUUGAAGACUAUGUCAACAGUUUCCCUUUCUGGCUGAGCGACCUUGAGACGGACAUCAGGAGAGAUCCCGUGACUGCCUACCAGGAGGAACAGCAACGAGAGGCAAAGAAGGCUGAGGACGAGAUGGCUGUCGGCAGCUUCAUCGCUGGGUCCAAGCUAUCAGCCAGCAAAGGCAAAGCGGCCUCCUCCCCAGGCAAGUUCCCCGAGCGGAGAUUGUCUGGAGUUCUCUCCCAGUCUGUUCAGUCGCAAUCCAAAGCAGUGGCUUCGUCACAGCUCGAAGCCACAGCUGAGGAACGAGACGACGACGAAACUGGCCUUCAGGCGCCCGACGAAGUCGAAAUUCGGGAUUCUUCUCGGGGCGGCAUCCGUUCGUUGCUACCAGGGUUCUCGAACUCGCGCUAUGGCCGUCGCCACCGUCAAGGAAAAUCAGCAUGGGAGAAUGCGCCACUGCCUGCUGGCGUGAAGGAACCCAGCUUCUGGAUCAAGGACCAGGGUGACCUGAAAGUGGAAGCCAAAGUCUGGCUUGCGAACCAGCGAACAUUUAUCAAAUGGCAGCACAUUGCAAUUCUCCUGGCCACCUUCUCAUUGGCACUGUACAACGCCGCAGGGGUCAGCAAUAACAUCGCUCGGGGCCUCUCAAUUGUGUACACCUGCUUUGCAAUCUUUGCCUCGAUCUGGGGAUGGUACGUCUACAUGUGGCGGACAAGGCUGAUCACGGAACGCAGUGGCAAGGACUUUGACAAUCCUAUCGGUCCGUUCGUGGUGACGGUCGGGUUGGCGUUGGCGCUGGUCUUGAAUUUUGUCUUCAAGUACAAGGCAGCGACGAGUAACGACGGGCCGUACCGUGGUAACAACACAUACGCCGGUUCCGGCGCGUUAUCCCCCAAGAUGCAGCUACCGCAGGCCAGCAUCACCGAACUCCUUGUCCAGGAACUGUAG